Thlaspi arvense is the source of this 549-nucleotide messenger RNA. The record is from the annotation of a GenBank genome assembly. Lineage: Eukaryota; Viridiplantae; Streptophyta; Magnoliopsida; Brassicales; Brassicaceae.
AUGCACGUGAAUGGGUUCUCAUGUAAGCCGGAAUCAAACAUCACCGCCUCAGAUUUCUUCUUCGCCGGGAUCGGAAAAACCGCCGUCGUUAACAACACAGUCGGCUCCGCAGUCACGGGAGCUAACGUAGAGAAGAUCGCGGGGCUCAACACGCUCGGAGUCUCCCUCGCGCGUAUCGACUACGCGCCUGGAGGUUUAAACCCGCCGCACACGCACCCACGCGCCACCGAAGUAAUAUUCGUGUUGGAAGGCGAGCUUGACGUCGGAUUCAUCACGACGGCGAACAAGCUCUUCGCCAAGACUGUGAAGAAGGGAGAAGUGUUUGUCUUCCCGAGGGGACUGAUUCAUUACCAGAAGAACAACGACAUAGCGAAACCAGCGUCGGUGAUCUCGGCGUUUAACAGUCAGUUACCGGGAACACAGUCCAUCGCCGCCACGCUUUUCACGGCGACUCCGGCGAUCCCAGAUCACGUUCUAACGACGGCGCUUCAGAUCGGGACGAAAGAAGUCGAAAAAAUCAAAUCAAAAUUUGCUUCGAAGAAAGGCUAA